AGAUGAGUUGUGAAAAGACAAAGUGUGUGGUCUGAGACUCUCAGCUGAUCCAGCAUUUGGAGAGGCAGCAAACUCUCAGAGCUUUUACAGCCCUGCUCACAGAAAACAAGGAGAGAGUCAACCGUGGAUGAUGAAGAAGAAGAUGACAUGCAGUCUGGGCUGGAUCUUUUUCUUGCUGUUGGAGCUCGGUUGGAUAAACAUGAGCUCCAGCAUGCACAGGGAAGGUGGCAACAGGCGGGCAAGGAGACAGUGGGAGAAGCAGGUCCGCUCGUCCUCCAGUCUGGACGAGCUGCUGCGACUCACAGACUUCCCGGACUGGAAGCUGUGGAAGUGCCGCUUGAAGCUGCAGCCGCUCCAGGUCCAAACAGAGGCUUCCUCUUUUCCCCCUUCGGUCGGGUCGCACCGCUCCACACGCUACGCAACGAUACCGUAUAGCCUAGAGAUACUUAAAGCCGUAGAAGAAGAGUGGCAGAGUAUUCAGUGUAUGCCCAGGGAGACGUGCAUCGAUGUGGCCCAGGAGUUGGACUCUCAUACCUCAGUUUUCUUCAAGCCUCCCUGCGUAUCUGUUCACAGGUGUGGUGGCUGCUGCAACGACGAGGGCCUAACUUGCAGGAAUACGUCUACUGUGUACGUGAAUAAAACGAUUUUCAGCUUAACGCCUUUUAAUCUUGUACCAGAACCCGUGCUGAUAAAAGUAGCGAACCACACCGCAUGCAGAUGCAUGGAGCCGGCAAUAAUUCGACGUAACGCUCAGCUACGCAGGCGCAGUGGCUGCCCUCUGAUGAGAGAGAUGUUGGAAGCAAAGGACUCUGGGAGACUUUGUGCUAGUGGAUGGAUUUGGGAUUGUUCAAGUGAAAAAUGCAUACCUUACCCCUCCAGUACAUCAGAGCUUCCCCUCAGGUCCUGGUUGUCGGACUGUGAGAUCGACGUGGAGCGCUGCGAAUGUCUGCCCAGACCUCAGCCAAUUGUGUGGGCACCCACAGGAAUUUGAUAAAGACUUAUUCAGGUGCAAACUGCCCAAGUAGAGCUUCACUGGACAUAACAAUUACGACAAGCUGCUCAAUGGGGAGCAAUGACUAACAUAAAAUGUCCUUUAAGUUAUUUAGUCUUAUUUAUGCAAAUCACUUUAAUUAUAUUAACUCACUCGACCACGUUAAUAGACUGGUUUAACAUGACAGGAUUAGGCUUUCAUCAAUGUACAGUGUAUAAAUGUGUAUGAUAUUGCAUUCAUUAUUUGCGCGCUGAAUGUGUAGCAUAUACAAUAAAAGAUUAUUUUUAUAAUUCCAAA
Messenger RNA from Poecilia latipinna (sailfin molly), 1288 nucleotides. RefSeq names its product vascular endothelial growth factor D (gene vegfd). The record is from RefSeq and is a predicted model, not a curated record. Bases 128 to 991 code for a protein of 287 amino acids. The transcript is spliced from 8 exons. Gene Ontology annotation, molecular function: chemoattractant activity; vascular endothelial growth factor receptor binding; growth factor activity. Gene Ontology annotation, biological process: positive regulation of endothelial cell proliferation; vascular endothelial growth factor signaling pathway; sprouting angiogenesis. Lineage: Eukaryota; Metazoa; Chordata; Actinopteri; Cyprinodontiformes; Poeciliidae. Gene Ontology annotation, cellular component: membrane.